Wyeomyia smithii (pitcher-plant mosquito) is the source of this 2120-nucleotide messenger RNA. RefSeq names its product venom serine protease Bi-VSP-like. Gene Ontology annotation, biological process: proteolysis. Gene Ontology annotation, molecular function: serine-type endopeptidase activity. Bases 590 to 2026 code for a protein of 478 amino acids. The transcript has 6 exons. Lineage: Eukaryota; Metazoa; Arthropoda; Insecta; Diptera; Culicidae. The record is from RefSeq and is a predicted model, not a curated record.
UUAGCAUUUGAUUUUAAGUUUGUAUUCAUUUUGUGGAAUUUAAAAGUGCAAAUCUUCGAAUGAUAUAAAUUGAAACCAAUAAUUUACAACGCGUUUUGAAGACAACAAGUUCGUUAAUUAUCGUUCGUUCUGGCGUUUGGGUGUGAAGCGAUUCGUUCAGUGUGAUUAGCCAUUUUUUACGAAAAGCCGGUUCGUUUCUUUAUACUUUCAGUUGAUGUCCUUCGUCGGAUCGUUCCAAAGUUGGCAUUGGUGAAAUACGAUAUGAGCGUCUGACACGAGCCAGGGCAUGAUAAACAAAAUUGUCGAAUUAGUCAUGCUGGACUGCCGUAGUGUGGAAUGGUGAAAAUAUAUGCCAAUUGCUUAUUUGUGCUGUCCGAGCUAAAAAUCAGUGAACGGAAAGAUGUUCUAUCUAAUGCCAAGAUUUGAACGAUGAUUACUAUUAUAUGACUAAUGUACAUUGAUCAUUUGGCAAAAGAUGUACAUAUAAGUGUGCAUGUGAACACAUAUGUAUGUAAAUAGUGUGGAUUCAAGCAAAUGUUUACAAUGUGUUUUCCAAAACUUGAUGUUAAUCGUUUCGUUUGUAUAAUAAAUGGUUUUGACUAUACGGCCAUUUCUUGUGGCACAGUCAUGUUAUACACCCAAUGGACAAAUUGGAGUAUGUCAAUCCCUCCAGUACUGUCCAUCAUUGAUUCGUUUGUACCAAAAUGAUAGAACACAGCGUACAAUCAACUUUUUGGUUGCAUCUCAACGUAGCUGUGGGAAUCGCGUGUACGGUGGUUACCCUGUUCUCUGUUGUACAGAUGGUGUUUCUUACGAUCAGAGGCCUACUACCAGUUCACCUUUCAUUGAGGUGACCACGACGACGACAACAACAACCUCAACUACUACACCUAGACCUCAGCCACCAGCUCCAAUAACGCAGGCUCCCACGCGGUUAGCAGAUUGUAUUGGCCCGGAUCGCAGAGAAGGAUAUUGCAUUAGUUUACGAGCUUGUCCAUCCCUUCUUAAUGAAUUUAUUUCACGUCAAAAAGAUCCACAGUACAUCAGUUUCAUUCAACAAUCGAAUGCCAUUUGCAACUACAUUCAGCCAAAUGUGUGUUGUCCUCUGGAAUCAUCAGUAACUAGUGCACCAAACACUCCAACUCCAACGGUAGCACCUCCGCCGGCACCAGUUACCGAAGGGCCGCCGCUGCCAAAGGAUAAUAACCUUAUUACACUUCCAACCCCUGCUGAGGGAUGCGGCUACAGUAAAGUCGAGCACAAUCGAGUGGUUGGUGGUGUGCCUGCUGCACUAAAUGGCUGGCCAUGGAUGGCCCUAAUUGGGUAUAAAAACACACUAGGAGAAGUGUCUUUUAAAUGUGGAGGAUCGAUUAUUACUAAACGACAUGUAUUGACUGCCGCACACUGCAUUCGUAAAGAUCUUUCUUCAGUUCGCCUCGGAGAGUAUGAUACGUCGACGGAUGCUGAAACGAACCACAUUGAUAUUCCGGUGGUGAAGAUGGAAACUUAUCCACAGUAUGAUAAGAAGGAUGGGCAUUCGGAUUUGGCGAUACUCUAUCUUGGUGAAGAUGUAGCAUUUAAUGAUGCUGUCCGUCCAAUUUGUCUUCCGAUUGGUGAUCCAAUAAAAAGUCGUAAUUUAGAUGGGUUAACGCCGUUUGUAGCAGGCUGGGGACGAACACAAGAAGGUGGCAAAUCCGCAAAUGUUUUACAAGAGCUCCAAAUCCCGAUUGUGUCGAACACAGAAUGUCGAGAAUUGUACAGCAAAAUUGGGAAAGCAUUUUCUGAGAAGCAGUUCGAUAAUGCAGUACUAUGUGCAGGAGUUUUGGAAGGUGGAAAGGAUUCCUGUCAGGGUGACAGUGGAGGUCCAUUGAUGUUUCCACAACGCAGUGGUGUUGAGUUUUAUUACUACCAAAUAGGAAUUGUUUCAUACGGUAUUGGAUGCGCACGAGCCCAAGUUCCUGGAGUUUAUACGAGAGUGACACAAUUUGUAGACUGGAUCCAAGAAAAAGUAGCUGAGCCAGUGUGAAUAAAUGUUGUACGAAUGUCAAUUAUAAGGAUUUCCAUUUAACACCAUAACGUAGAUUUGAAAUAUAAAUGAAUGUUGUUUUAUAACAGUUUGA